Molecule: messenger RNA, 644 nt
Organism: Telopea speciosissima
Lineage: Eukaryota; Viridiplantae; Streptophyta; Magnoliopsida; Proteales; Proteaceae
Product: protein LPA2-like
Exons: 1
Coding region: 51-629 (192 amino acids)
Cellular component (GO): chloroplast
Source: RefSeq, a predicted model, not a curated record
GAACGUAUAUCAGGAGAAGUGGAGAACACAUCCAGAAGCAUAAACGAAAAAUGGAGCUACCUAUCCACUCUUCUUGUUUCGUGAAAAGACACACACCAUCUCUUCUCCGUCCGCGUCUGCAAUUCCCCACCCAAAUCAGUCUUACAGUGAGGGUUGAAUCAUCAGCACAAGAUGAGAGUACAAAUGAAGGAAUUGAAGAGAGUUCCUUUUUGGCUCCUCCCAAGAAAUCAACUGAAGCAGGACUUGGCUUCGGCUCUUCUUCUCCUUCUAAUGGUAAACUCAGAGAAAAAGAGGGUACUGUAAGUAAUAAAAGGAAGGGUAAGAGAAAUAGUGAGAGGGCUUCUUCUAUAAUUCGUCUAUCCCCAGUAGAGAAACCCGCUUUUCUCUCCCAGCAGCAGGGAGAAUCUCAGUCCGAGGAGCAGAACAGGAACGAGAGCGCUUUUCUACUCACUUGGUUGGGUCUCGGUUCCCUUUUCCUCGUCGAGGGUAUUCUUCUUGCAGCAUCUGGUACGAUUGUUAAUUUAUUUUCCUUAUUUCCACUUAGGGUUUUUAUUUAUAUCAUAUUUUGCGAUUUACUAUCUCUAAUCUCUGUUUUGGGGAUUAUUGUUGUUGUUAAACACAAGAUAUAAAACACUACGCUUCAA